AUGGAGAGAAGACUCAGCCGGCUGCUCCUCGUCAGCGUUGGGCUGCUGUGCGUCAUCCAAGCCAUUCUCAAAGUUUAUCUGCGCCUGGCAUGUGAGUAUGCUUUCUUCCUGUUGUUAUACUCGACCCACUCGGACCGCAACACAACUCAUGACAUGACCAAGGACCUGGAGGAGAAGUGGAGGCUGAAGACCGAAUAUUUCAGCAGUAGUUUCUACUUCGUUUCCUCCAUGACGGCGACCUGGCAGGCGAGUAGAGAUGAGUGUCUUCAACAGGGAGCAGACCUGGUGGUCAUCAACAGCAAGGAAGAACAGGCUUUCCUGACUAAGUUUGGGGCGCGGCUGUCGAUCGGCCUAACGGACUCGGAGACAGAGGGGACCUGGACAUGGGUGGACGGGACUCCGCUGAAAACGAGCUACUGGCAUUCGGAGGAGCCCAACGGUGGGCCCGCUGAAAACCGUGUGGAAAUCCUCUCUGUUGAUUCACAACACAACUGGAAUAAUAACUGUCUUGUUGGAUUCAUCUGGGACAACGCUCCAUGCCACACAGCCAGGUCAAUCAAGGUGUGGAUGGAGGAACACCAGAUCAAGACCCUGUCAUGGAACAUCCACCAACAGCAAUGUGAGAUACUGGUGGACACAAGCCAAGACGCAUGGACGCUGAGAGACUGGUGGACAUGCAAAGACGCAUGGACGCUGAGAGACUGGUGGACAUGCCAAGACGCAUAG
Molecule: messenger RNA, 726 nt
Organism: Etheostoma cragini (Arkansas darter)
Lineage: Eukaryota; Metazoa; Chordata; Actinopteri; Perciformes; Percidae
Product: C-type lectin domain family 6 member A-like
Exons: 8
Coding region: 1-726 (241 amino acids)
Source: RefSeq, a predicted model, not a curated record